AUGUUCCACCAGCUGACGGAUCAAACAAUGAAUGGCAGCUGCCAGGGACCCACCUCAGCAUGCAAUUACAGUACUAAUGGAGACGCGCUCCAGCUGCCCACUUUCUCCACCGCGGCCAAAGUCAGAGUCAUCAUCACCUUCACUCUGUGCGCUGUGUCAGCUGUGUGCAACUUGGUUGUGCUGUGGGCUGCCGGCAACGGCGGCAAGCGCAAGUCGCACGUCAGGAUCCUCAUAAUGAACCUGACUGUGGCGGACCUGCUGGUGACUUUCAUCGUGAUGCCCGUGGACGCAGUGUGGAACAUAACGGUACAGUGGCAGGCGGGAGAUGUCGCCUGCAGACUGCUGAUGUUCAUGAAACUGGUGGCGAUGUACUCCUGCGCUUUUGUAACUGUGGUCAUUAGCCUGGAUAGGCAGUCUGCAAUUCUCAAUCCUCUGGGCAUCCGUGAGGCCAAAAGGAAAAGCAAAAUCAUGUUGACUGUGGCCUGGACAAUGAGUGUAAUCCUCUCGCUCCCUCAGAUGUUUAUAUUUCACAAUGUGACCAUCACAGUCCCGGAGAACUUCACCCAGUGCACCACCCACGGCAGCUUUGUCCAGCACUGGCAGGAGACCCUCUACAACAUGUUCACCUUUCUGUGCCUCUUCCUCCUGCCUUUGGUCAUCAUGAUCUUCUGUUACACACGAAUCCUCAUUGAGAUAUCCAGCCGCAAUAACUUGCUGUCGAGAGAUGUUCAUCUACGCCGCUCCCACAACAACAUCCCUAAAGCUCGGAUGAGGACUCUUAAGAUGAGCAUUGUCAUCGUAACGUCAUUCAUUGUCUGCUGGACCCCGUACUACCUGCUAGGCCUGUGGUACUGGUUAUUUCCUGAAAAAAUGGAGGAAACCGUCUCUCAUUCACUGACGCAUAUGCUGUUUAUCUUUGGCCUCUUCAGCGCUUGUCUAGACCCCAUCACAUAUGGUUUGUUCACCAUUCAUCUUCACCAGGGUCUUAAGAGAUGCUGUCUGACUUCAAGCACACGGAGUGAAUUAGAAAACACAACUUGCCUUGCACACACUCGUCAGUCAUCUCACAGGCGGAUUGCCUCAAGUGGCCACAAUAUAGACACUGAGGAAGGAAACGACAACAGCUCAAAAGGUGGCUCAAGGCCAAUCAUGCCAGUAAGCAAGAUGUAA
Perca flavescens (yellow perch) is the source of this 1170-nucleotide messenger RNA. It is a transcript of the gene gnrhr4, whose product is annotated as gonadotropin releasing hormone receptor 4. Gene Ontology annotation, molecular function: protein-hormone receptor activity; G protein-coupled receptor activity; peptide binding. Gene Ontology annotation, cellular component: plasma membrane. The record is from RefSeq and is a predicted model, not a curated record. Bases 1 to 1170 code for a protein of 389 amino acids. NCBI's taxonomy places the organism in Eukaryota, Metazoa, Chordata, Actinopteri, Perciformes, Percidae. The transcript is spliced from 3 exons. Gene Ontology annotation, biological process: G protein-coupled receptor signaling pathway; cellular response to hormone stimulus.